This is a messenger RNA of Arabidopsis lyrata subsp. lyrata, 2556 nucleotides long. Its product is annotated as ubinuclein-1. Bases 213 to 2363 code for a protein of 716 amino acids. The record is from RefSeq and is a predicted model, not a curated record. NCBI's taxonomy places the organism in Eukaryota, Viridiplantae, Streptophyta, Magnoliopsida, Brassicales, Brassicaceae. Gene Ontology annotation, cellular component: nucleus. The transcript is spliced from 14 exons.
AAAAAAAAAGAGAAAAAAAAAGCUUACGAAGCAGCCAGCGUCAUUGCUGGCUAUCCCGCGCACAACGUUCUAACAAAAAUCAUCCUCUCAGUUGCAAUCUCUCCUCCUCUCAUCAAGAUUCCCCACUCCUUUGAUUCUUGUCCAGAGUCACGUCCUCUCCGAUCCGGGUCUCCACAGAGUCUAACUCUGACCCGACCCGACCCAAUUCACUAAUGGAGGACGAACCAAAGCUCCCAACCGAUGACGGUCCAACUUUCGGCGAGUCGUGUAAAAUCUCGUCAGCGAUAUUGACUGCCGGUGAUCGGAAAUUACUUAAAGUUGAACUCCUUCAAGAGGAGACCACGCACGUGUCGUGGAAGAAGCUUAUGGACGAGGCUUGCAAGGAAAACGGCUUGUUCGCUUCGGCCCCCGAACGGCCUCCUAAUGCUAACCCUAACCUCGACUUUCGCCUUGCACCGGGGGCACAAACAGAAAAUGAAAUGGUGAAUCAACCUCAUCCUAAUCGUCUUAACUCCGUUAUAGCAAAGAUUGAGAGACUUUAUAUGGGUAAAGACGGUAGUGAUGGGGAAGAGUUAGAUGGGGCUCCUGACGAUGACGACUAUGACACUGAAGAUUCAUUUAUCGAUGAUGCUGAAUUGGAUGAGUAUUUUGAAGUUGAUAAUUCGCCAAUAAAACAUGAUGGAUUUUUUGUCAAUAGAGGAAAGUUAGAACGAAUUGAACCUUCAGCUACAUCAAACCAGCAGCAACCAAAGAAGAGGCGAAGGAAGGAGUCAGCAAAACCUUGUGGCGACGUUGUUGAUGUAUCCAGAAAACAAGCCAAAAUGGCUAAGACGGCUGGGGGAAAGGAUCAAUCAGCUGCUCCUGGGCCCUCUUCGAAGAAAAUUUCCAAUGAUUCAAAGACAGUGCAAGAUUCGUUUUCCCCUUUGAAAGCUCAAAAUGGCAAUGAUUCCUUAGUUUUGGAAAAUGUGAAGCAUACUGAUAAAGCGAAUCAUCAGCCAAUGAAUGCCACGAGUCCGAAAUCAAAGGCAGCUGGAUCGUCUUUCCCCCUUCAUCUGAAGUGCACAAGCAAAAAUGAACAAUCUAAUUCCCUUCCCGGAAUAUCUCGGCCAAAUGAUUCGGCAAAAUCAGCAGUAGUUCGUCAGCAAGUUAACAAUGGCAUACCUGACCUGGACAUUGCAACGGAAAGCAAAAAAUCUGUUCAAAUAUCUAAAAAAGGCGAUUCGAAUGGCAGGCCUAAAUCCUCGACACUUGAGAAAGCCAUCAGGGAAUUGGAGAAGGUGGUCGCUGAAUCAAGGCCUCCUGCUGUAACUGAGAAUCAAGAUGCCGAUAUCUCUUCCCAAGCAGUGAAGAGGGGAUUGCCAGGAGAUGUAAAAUUGAAUCUUGCUAAAGUUGCUAGAAUCGCGCAUGCGAGCCAAGGAGAUAUAUCAGGAGAGUUAAUCAAUCGUCUCAUGAGCAUUGUCGGUCAUCUAAUACAGAUUAGAUCACUUAAGAGGAACUUGAAAAUCAUGAUUGAUUCGAGCGUCACUGCAAAUCGAGAAAAGGAUACUAGGUUUCAGCGGAUCAAGAAUGAAAUAAUUGAGAUGUUAAAAACACAAGUUCCAUUUAUGGAAUCCCAGGAAACAAGUCAAGAAGCUGGAACAUCAGACGAUUUUCAGGAUGUUGGCUCUCUUGGAAAGCCUCCUGUGAAGAAGUUUGUCAUGGAUGUGGCGCUGGAGGAAAAAUUGUGUGAUCUAUAUGACGUGUUUGUUGAGGGAAUGGAUGAACAUUCAGGUCCACAGAUCAGAAAGCUUUAUUCAGAUCUAGCUGAACUCUGGCCAAAUAGGUUAGUGGACAAUCAUGAGAUCAGGCGUGCCAUUUGCCGGGAAAAGGAAAGGCGGAGAGCAUUGAAAGGAAACCUUGGGAAGGAGAUGGAUCAAACGAAGAUAGCAAAGAAGAAAGAGACACAAUUGGUGCCAAAAUCAGAGGGUACUACUUAUCCCGACAAGGCUUCAGGUGUUGGAGUUAAAGCGAGUGUUGUCCUAAGUGCAACUACCACGUCCUUAGUGGACUGUGAAGCUGCAGCAGAUUCGUCCUGUGAAAGGUCAAAGCAGCAAAAUGAGAAACUAAAGGGAACCUCGAGCUUAAGCAACCCUGCAGCAGAAGGAAAGACAGUCAGAAGAAAGACAGAACCAGCUGUAGAAGAAACUCAGCUGCCCGCAGAGAAACCUCUCGUUCUGGCCCUGAAGCAGCAGACACAUCCACAGUCCAAGGCACAUAAACAGGCACAGGUACAUCCACAGUCCAAGGCACAUAAACAGGCACAAGUACAUGAACAGGCCAAGGCACAAACACAGACUCCUCCAGACCUGAAGCUGCCAAGUUAGGUACUCCAGCUUAGUUUUUUUAGUCAAAGUCUGGCUCUAGCCGUGCCUUUGUUCUUCGUAGCUAUAGUUUGGCUUCUAAUUUUUGCGCCUAGUUAUGAUUCUCUAGCCGUUUCUUACGUAGAAGACGAAGUCCUUUCUCCUCUGUACAAAUUAAAGAUUUAAAGAGAAGCUCGGUUUGAGGAAAAAAAAAAAA